AUGUAUUCUAAUUACACUCCUUUUUAUUCUUAUGGUGGAGGAGGCCCUGGUCAGGCUUCUGGCGGUGGAUCGUCAGAUAUCCGCAUUAACCCAGGGGAUUUUGACGAUUUUGACGGUUUGAAGAGUCGUAUUAUCGUUGCUGCAGGUUCAGGAUCGGGCGAUGGAAGAUAUCAUGCUGGAGAUUUUGACCCUGGUGGUAGUGCAGGAGGUUUAACUGGGUAUGGCGGUCAUUUAGGCUAUAGUGAAGGCGGUUCCCAAAUAUCUGGAGGUUCUGGGCAAGGAGUUUACAAAGGCAGAUUUGGAAUUGGCGGUGGAAAUAAAGAGCGAUUAUAUGCAAAUGGAAUUGAUGGAAAUGGUGCUGGUGGUGGUGGAUACUUUGGAGGCAGUGCAUCACACAUUGUUGACGUUUCUGGUGGUGCUGGAGGUAGCUCAUUCAUCAGCGGGCAUAAAGGAUGUAUUGCAAUAGCAAAAAAUUUCACGGAAGAAAAUAUGACGUUUAGUGAUGCUAGUGAUCCAUCUAUACAUUUUAGUGGUCUCGCUUUCUACAAUACUGAAAUGAUAGAUGGUUAUCACUAUAUGCCGCUCCCUAAUGGUGAAUACGGGUAUGGAAAUCCAGGCAACGGAGCCAUACGAAUCACAAAACUUUUCUUGAAUCAAUGUCAUUCUUGUAUCAUAUACUCUCAUAUAUUUUCUAUCAAACUUUAUAUUUUCUUUUUGGGUUUUUUAAUUUCUUAA
This is a messenger RNA of Trichomonas vaginalis G3, 735 nucleotides long. RefSeq names its product glycine-rich protein family. Bases 1 to 735 code for a protein of 244 amino acids. The transcript has a single exon. Lineage: Eukaryota; Parabasalia; Trichomonadida; Trichomonadidae. The record is from RefSeq and is a predicted model, not a curated record.